Molecule: messenger RNA, 2385 nt
Organism: Perca flavescens (yellow perch)
Lineage: Eukaryota; Metazoa; Chordata; Actinopteri; Perciformes; Percidae
Product: sterile alpha motif domain-containing protein 9-like
Exons: 3
Coding region: 5-2035 (676 amino acids)
Biological process (GO): regulation of apoptotic process
Cellular component (GO): cytoplasm
Molecular function (GO): protein binding
Source: RefSeq, a predicted model, not a curated record
CCCUAUGAUAGCAAAGUGUUGUACUGAAUUGAUGGUAGAGGCGGGCGUAGCCAGAAGUAACACAGCAAGAAACCUAUUGAACACUUUGUGCAGAGAUGAGGUUCCUGCAUUUUUGGUUGGUUUUGUCAAAGACAUGUUAACCAGGAGAAGACCAAAAAUAGAAGAGAACCAAAUCAAUAGUACAGAGAUGAAAGAGGAGCAAGAAAGAUUUUCUCGACUGAUUCUAGAUAUUCAAAGGACAGAGGAUUAUGUCCAGAGUGCAUCUGUUUUAAAGAUGGCAUCAAAAAAGUUUGAUCAAAAUCCAUUUUUUCCACAAGCACUUGCUCGUUUUUAUUACACGGAACUAAAAGACUACAACCUGGCAGAAAUGUGGGCAAAGAGAGCAAAGGAAAGAGAUCCCCAAAGUUCAUUUAUUACUGACACACUGGGCCAAGUCCAUAAGAACCACCUGAAGAACAUAGAGCAUCCUGCCAAUCCAAGAGAAAUUUUGCAACUGGCCGCAAAGGCCAUUAAGGCUUUCAAAGAUGAAGAACAACUUGCUGAAAAUGAACGUGGGAUAGAGAUGAAAGGAGAUGGCGAGACUAAAAUCUCACAUGUUUUUAACAACAGAGGGAUGUUUGGUUAUCUACAAGUUUGCAACCUUGUGUAUGACCGACUUGUCAGUCAGAACGAAACUUGGAGAGAAGUUCUCACAAAGAAAGUGUCCUUGCAGUCUGUCCUGGGAUCACUUGGAGACAACAAACUCUUCAGAUUUAACCAUCUAAUAAACAGCCUAAGAGAUGAGGUUGAGAGAAAAUGUGCAUUUUUUGAUAAAUAUCUUACUUACUCAAAGCCUGACAUGAAGAAAGAUGAUCCCUCAUACAUUUCUAGAGACACCUCAGACUGCUACAGGAAGUAUGUCGGAGACUACCCACCAAAGCAUUUCAAAGACAAAGGUGCUGAUCUCAUCCAGAAGCUUAAGCAAAACCGGGCAGACACAUCUGCUGGAGUACUCUCAUGUCUUGACAGAGAAUGCGCUGAAUCAGACCUUAAGGAAAUAACUACAUGGUGGGAAGAAAUCUUUUCACAGAGAGAUUCGGUCUCAGCUCUGGCCAACUACAUCCUCAAUCAUAUUGUGUUAAAAAAUCUGAGAGCAAUGUUUCCUUCUGAUUGCAAUGAUUUAACUGUGUUUAAACCAAAAAUGCCUCUGAUCCCCGAAGAUUCACCUGAGCUCCAGAUGUUAACCCUCCUCCUGUGCUGGCCUUCAGACAGUAAAGAGAAAUGUGUCCUUGACCUCAAUGAAUUAAUUCUGCUUAUGCACCACUCCUAUGAACGUGCAUAUAAGAUACACUUUCGAUCAAGGUACCUCACCCCUCUGUUUUUCAUUGGAAAAGGUCAAGAUCUGAGCAGAAUUGUUCACAGAAAGGUCCUCAAAGAAAUGUUUCUUGAACAAAAUGAGGAAACAAUACAAGAUUGGAGCAACAACUGGAGCAACGAGAAGAUUUUCAAAGAUCCGACGAUCCAAGCACGCCUUCUCAAAGUUGAAGGGGUGGUACGAAACUACAGAGUCUAUGCAAGAAUUGAUGGUAAAGAGAUUGAGAUGGAUGCAAACCUCCGAAACAGCCUCUGGAGAUCACGCCAAGUUUCCUUUUACAUUGGAUUUACCAUCAGAGGUCCUGUAGCCUUUGCCAUCCAGACAAAACCUGCAGAAAAGGUACAAUCCUCAGCGAUGGCUAGCUCAGAACCCAAGGAAAUAAAACCACAACUCUCUCCAUGGACGGAUAAAAAUCGAGGUCAUUUCGUAGAUCUCCAUCAGACAGAUCUGAUUAACAGAGUGAUUGAUACAGAAGGCAUCCUGUUGAAGCUCAAGAAUAGGGGGUUGAUCUCAAAUGAGAACUAUGAGGCUGUGAGAGCUUUAAAAUCCAGAAAAGACCAGAUGAGUGGCAUUAUUCAGAGUUUGACUUCCAGCACAAUGGGCAAAGACGCUCUCUGUGACAUCCUUAGAAGGAUGAAGAGUAUGAGGCCUCUCAUCAAUGAGCUUGAGGGAUCUGAUUGAAGGAGCAAAAUGUAAAAGUAGAAAUAUGUGUUUCUGACAUUAAGUGGGCUUUUGACACAAUAGUUGCUGGACACAAUGUUAUCAAUUAAAUCCAGCGCCCUAUACUAGUCAUCAGGAAAGCACUUUUAGUGAUAAACCUAUUUGUGUCUGCUGUGAAAAGGAAUGCUCCAGGUCAUUUAUAUCAGCUGAUCGCACAUCAGACACUUCAGAUGAAAAGAGCAAUGAAAUUAAGCUCCUAAACCUGUAAUCAUUUACAUAGCAUCUGUUUAAGCAUUUUGUUAUUGGAUUUAUGACAUUUGAAAAUACAAGGCCUCUUAAAGCUACUAAAGAAGCAACAUGAAAUAUUUGUA